UUUGCAGAUGACACUAAAAUAGGUGGAAUCAUGGAGAGUGAAGAAAGUUAUCAAAAAUUACAGAGACAUCUUAAUCAACUGAGUCAGUAUUACAGUGUGCAAUCCAAUGGGAAGUCUUGGACUUAGCAUAGCCGGUGGAAAAGGAUCGACUCCAUAUAAAAUCAAUGAUGAAGGAAUCUUCAUUUCAAAAGUUUCGAAGGGUGGUGCUGCUGAUCUCGCUGGUUUACGAGUUGGAGACAUGGUGUUGGAGGUCAAUGGAAUAAGCUUACAAAAUGUUACUCACCAUGAAGCGGUGCGUGCCCUGAGAAGUUCUGGCACUGUGAUUAAGAUCCUGAUUCUGAGGAACAGGGCUAUGACCACUGACACCACCGAGGUCCCCACCUUGAGGAGUAGUGACACAUACACCUCGCCACCUGAGUGGAAUGAACAGCCCAACGCCGAGGCACUGACACCAGAGGAUGUUUUCCCCGAAAGGAGGACAUGUAAUGGACGUAACUUGGGAUCUGUGACCUCAAUGAAUCGCAGCGUUAACUCGGCUGACAGGACAUCGCAAAAGCGCGACUCAUUCCGUGCCGUGAACCAUUCCAUGCCAAAUCCUUUACUUAAAGAGAAGAAAGGCCAGUGUUCUGUGAUGAAGUCGAUGGUUCGUAUUAAUGAAACAGUCAAGCCUUUGGCCUUCACAUUUGUGCCAACUGUUCGAAGGCUUCCUGCUCACAUUCAGGUGAUGGAUACCAGAUUCUCGCAUCAGCCUGGUAAACUGCAAAGCUCAGUGGCCAGUUCCUCCAUCUUGAAUGAGCCCUUGUAUAUUGCUGAAGAAGAACAGUCCGGAAGUUUUAGAGUGGAAGACGGCGUUGUAGAAGGAGCGUCAAACCGAAGCUGGUUGAAUAAUGAAGGAAAGUUUGGGCCUGCUGAAGAGACUUCACAGAUCCAGGGGAUUUUCAAGGCCGAGUUUGUCUUACUAACAGACUCAGAUGGAAGUGACAGUGAUUGUUUCUCUCAAGGAGAUGGAGUAGACCUCUCAGCCACGACAGUGCCUUUGUCAAGUUUGACUCCGAAUCCUUUCGCUGAUGACAAAGGCAGUUUUGUUCAUCCAAAUGUUGUUGAAGAUAAAACAAAGGUCCCUUUCUUACGAGAUGCUGAGCAGAAGCUGGAUGGUGAUGAGCAAGAAUCACUCUUUCAGUCUUGUUCUCCUCAUUGUGCCGAUAUCCAUCUACUAACGUCCACAAUUCAGAAUGGAGAUAGCAUUCCCACUGACAAGAGACACGCUUGCCUUCCACCUGCAUUGAAUAAAUCUGCACUUCAUUUUGUUUCCAAUCAAAACACAGACAAGAAAUCUUCUAGUUUGCCCCGGUCCAGUUUCUUGUCCACCACUGAGAAUUCCCUUUUAUCUUCUAGCUCUUUACCUUCAGCACUUCAUACCAAGUCCCUCUCCCAUUUCAACCCCUCUGUUACGAUCUCUAAAGCGGCUUCUCUUCCCUACCCUCUAUCCCUACCAGACUUUAUGAGCUGCAGUGAUUUGCAUUCAUCUCCAGUCUGGUCAUCUUCAUCCCUGCCCUCUUCAAGGUCCACUGUGGAUUCCUCAACAUGUGUUCAACAUUCACCUUGUUCUUCCAGCCAGAAUUUCCUUACUCCCAUCUCUCCGUUGCCAUCUUGUCACUGUUCCAGAAUGGCUGACUCUUCUUGUCUGCACACGAAUUCUGCAAAAUCCAGUGAGGUGUCCUCUCCUCCAACCCAGUUGUCAUUGCUAACUUCAAUUUUAAGAUCUGGAAAGCUAACUCCAGUAUCAUCAGAAUCCUCAGGGCAAUCGACAAUAGUUUCCUCCAACACAUCUGUCCACACCAUUGGCUCUGGAUCUUCCGUCAAAUCUCCAACUUCUCAAACUUCACAUGCAUCUCCUCCCUGUCAAAGAGCCAGGACAUUUUCUCCGAUGCCAGGGGCUUCCUUCCAGGUCUCCUCCAGAAAGGCCGAAAAUGUUUCUUCAGUCUUGCCAAGGUCCCCUGCCUCUCCGCUGUUCCCAAAGCUGGCAGCAUCUUCCUUCCAUUCCUCUUCUACGCCUUUAUCUAAAAAGUCUCGAAAUAGUUCAAGAGAGAGAGCUCAGACCCCACCACCUCGCCCUUCUGCAAAGCACAAAGCUGGUCCCUUGAAGUCAGCCAACUCGACUCCCAUGCUAUCCUCAUUGUGUCAUGACUCAAAGCCCCCUAUUUCACCCCACUCUCCCUCCCCAAUCCAUAGAGUUAUUUCUCCUGGCCCAGUACCUUCUUUGUCACCCCGACCUCCCAUUCGACAGGAACAGGAAUGCCCUCUGCCCUCUAGGAGGUCUCUCAGGACUCCUCCCACCUCUCGAAUCUCAAACUUGAAUUACUGCCUUGGAAAGUUUGACCGUCUUUCACUGAGUACAACAAGUUCUUCAGUUUCUGUUUCUACCAGCCCCUUCAAUACUCUCCCCACCUUAGAACAGUCUACAGCACCUUCUCCACCCUCAUCUUCUUCAUCUACUCUGGUGAAUUUGUUCUCUUCCUCCUCUUCUGUUUCCAAUAAGCCCACUCCUUCAAAUAUUAAUCCUUCUACAACUUCACCCACACGAAACCAGACCUCUCCUCAUUUGUCUCUGUUGAAGCCUGGCUCCUAUUCCACUGCCUUGCAUUACUCUUGCUCACCGAAACCCCCUAUUCCACAGCAGCUUUCUCGCCAGCCUUCCCCUCUUGCUAAAUUCAAUGGCACUGUUAAUACUUCAGCUCAAUCUGCAGGACAUUUCUCUAACCCCAGCACUCAAACACCGCUGCCUGAUCCUGUAAAACCCCCUCCACCAUCAUCACCCACUCCCAGAUCGGGCACAUUUUCUCCAACACAAUUUCUGUCCCGUCCCACCGAGACUAAGAAACCCGAACAACAGUACAAGAUCAAGUCAAGUUACAAGGCUUUUGCAGCAAUACCGACCAACACACUGCUACUGGAUCAGAAGGCCAUCGACGAAGCAGUCAGUGACUUGGGAGAAACUACAACACAAAGCACAUCAAAGGAAAUGCAUUCACAGUUCCUUUAUGAGCCUGGAAGUCUCAGGCAGCAGUCCGAGGAACUGUAUGCCACUAUUGAGCAAGUACUGGAGGAUCCAUUGCCAUCACGCUGCACAAGUUCCAGUCUCAGAUCCCCGGCGAAACUGCUGGAUUCUGAAGCCCACAAAUCUAUCAGUCCCAUACCGAAGUCAGCUGGAAGAGAAACCAAAUACGCCAAUCUCCAUCUACCAUCUCCUGAGACCACAGAGAAUCAACCUACCAGACCUGGUGUGAUUCGUCCAAUCACUGCUCUACAGAAGGGACCUGCGAUGCUCGAGGUGGAUGACAUCUGUUCCAAUCCUUUCAGACAACACACCGAUGAAACCAAAAAUAGCGAAAUCAAAGAGUGCCUCUUCCCGCUAUCUGCCAUCCUAGCGUCUGUCCCGCGUCCCAGUGUGUGCUAUGAAAUGUACCAGACCAUGCCGUGCUCCCAGGACAUGCCCCAAUCCGUACCUCUGUCUCUCUCACCUGUCACUUGUCUAACCUCUGGAUCACACAUUCGCUUCUCUCCCAUUGCCCCAUGUAAUUACUACAUGACCUCUAACCUUUCCCGCAGUCUUCAUUCUCUCUAUAUAAAGCCGCGGCACUCAAUAACAACAAUUCAUGAGAAUGAAGCUCUAGGCAGCACUGAGCUUCCAAAUGCAACAGAGAAACCAAAUAAGGGUCUGCUUCAGAGGCCUGGCACUGAGAUAGGGUCUGGGAAAUUGAUGAUGGAUUACGGUGGACGUGGCCAGGAAGCCCAGGAGAUCUUGGAAGAGGGAAAACAGCGAGCUGUCAAAUGAGAAUCAAAGACCACUCGCUCAUCCCCACCCUCUGCAAGAGAUUUCAAACCCAGUUUGUUGAAAGAUCCUUGAAGAACAGUUUUGUCAUUUUCAGCCAGUGUAUGUCAAUGGUUUUAAUUUGAAAUUCUGUUCUCCUGCUGGAAGCUCUGCAAUUAUUACUAGUGAAAUAACAAUGCGUAAAUGUAAGUGAGAAGGCCGACAUAGGUCAGGUUUACUGGAUGCCUGCCCUAUUGUCUGAAUGUGUGAAUGGAAUGUAGGAAUGUGUCUUUCCAUUUACAGGCUGUUACAGAUCUAUCCUUUUUACAUCGUCAUACCGUACUGAAACGGGCCUUCAGUAAACAAAACUAAUCCUGUUUUCCACUUGCAUCCCUAAUAACCACAACAGUCUCCACAUCCAUCCCCCCCCCCCCCAGGUUCUUCUGCCACCAAUUUACACCAGGGACAAUAUACAGCUGCUAAUUAACCUUCCGCUCUCCAUAUCUUUCAACUCCAAACUGAGCAGUUUAUCUAAGAAAGGAAGUACUGGCAUUGGGGAGGGUCAAGAGGAGGUUCAUGAGAAAGAUCCUGGGAAUGAAAGGAUUAUUGAAUAAGGAGCACGCGAUGGUUUAUUUAUUUAAUUUAUUUAGAGAUACAGCACGAAACAGGCCUUUCCAGCCCAACGAGCUACACUGCCCAGCAACCUACAUACUCAGGCUAUGCCCACACUAGAGCAGAUAAUUUUGAAAACGCUGGUUUCGUGUAAAAACGAUAGGGCGUCCACACCAGCAGUUUUUGAACAUACCUCCAUCUACAUUAAAAUGGGUAUUUGGGCAAAUUUCCUCCUACUGGGCAUACGCAGGACACACAGAAAAAAAGUGAAGAGGAAAUGGUAUACUUGGUGUGCAUUUGUCCAGUUACAAACUAGAAAAACUUAAAAGAAAAUUGCCAAACAGAAGACUUGGUGUGCAUUUGUCCAGAAACAUUUCCUACAACCAGUCUCUUCAUCGAUGAAAGGGACGACAGCUACAACCAAAUGCAAUAAGGCUUGUUACUGGGCAAAAGUGAAAAUUGCUGUUACCUCAUUUGUUUGACUCUACUUUUGCCAUGUCUUUGUGUAUUAUUAUGCUGUAUUUAACAUGUGAUUUAACAUGUGCAAUAAAACGAGUUACUGGGCAAAAGUGACCAUUACAUCUUUUGAAUGUUUGCACAAGCAAUAAGUUAAUAAAGCACCUUGUUAAAUGUAUUAAACAUGUCUGCAUCAGUGUUAUCUUGUAUUUCCAUACAACAUUACAUUAGGAUGUUACACAUCUAUUGUCAGAUAUUGUUGUUGUGGUGUUGGAGGUUGCGUUCAAGAAAACAAUGAAAUGCCGCACUGCCGCCACCAUUUGUUCCGGCACGUCAUGACAGCGUUUUUAAAAUUAGCCGGUUACCCCGUACACACUACAAUGGCCAACCGGCGUUUUCAGGUUUAAACAUUCUGGAGAGUGUUUUAGAAAAGCUCCGUUUUCGGAGCAGGAAAAUACCGUUUCAGUGUGGACGGAGGGUCAAAACGAAGACAAAAAGCUUUGGUUACAGAUUUGUCCGGUCUAGUGUGGACAUAGCUUUAGCCUAAUUACAGGACAAUAUACAAUGACCAAUGAACCUACUACCUAGUAUGUCUUUGCACUGUGGGAGAAAACCAGAGUACCCGAAGGAAACCCUGUGUACACAGGAAGAACAUACAAACUUUCUCACAGUGGAUACU
Messenger RNA from Mobula hypostoma (lesser devil ray), 5558 nucleotides. It is a transcript of the gene mlip, whose product is annotated as muscular LMNA-interacting protein. The record is from RefSeq and is a predicted model, not a curated record. Lineage: Eukaryota; Metazoa; Chordata; Chondrichthyes; Myliobatiformes; Myliobatidae. Gene Ontology annotation, molecular function: protein binding. The transcript has 20 exons. The coding region runs from base 107 to 3835 and encodes 1242 amino acids.